Molecule: messenger RNA, 534 nt
Organism: Eimeria mitis
Lineage: Eukaryota; Apicomplexa; Conoidasida; Eucoccidiorida; Eimeriidae
Exons: 2
Coding region: 1-534 (177 amino acids)
Molecular function (GO): ice binding
Source: RefSeq, a predicted model, not a curated record
AUGCAGACACAGCAGCAGCAACAACAGCUGCAGCAACAGCUGCAGCAGCAGCAACAGCUGCAGCAAUAUCUCCAGAAGCAGCACAAUAGCUGUAGCAGCAGCAGCAGCAGCAGCAACCGCAGCAGGAACAGCAGCAUCAACAGCUGCAGCAACAGCAACAGCAGUAGCAGCAGCAGCAACAGCAUCAACAGCUGCAGCAACAGCAACAGCAGUAGCAGCAGCAGCAGCAACAGCUGCAGCAGACAAAACAGCAGCUGCAGCAGCAGCAGCAACGCUGCUGCUGAUUGCAGCAAUAGCUCCAGAAGCAGCACAAUAGCUGCAGCAGCAGCAGCAGCAACAGCAGCAGGAACAACAGCAUCAACAGCUGCAGCAGCAGCAGGAAGAGCAGCAGCAACAGCUGUAGCAGCAGCAGCAACAGCUGUAGCAGCAGCAGCAACAGCUGUAGCAGCAGCAGCAACAGCUGCAGCAGACAAAACAGCAGCUGCAGCAGCAGCAGCAACGCUGCUGCUGAGUCGUUUGCUUAUUGCUGUGUAG